AUGGCAGUGGUCUUGCUGAAACUCCAAGUCCUACCAAACCCAGUCUUUGAAGGAGACACCCUGACUCUGAAGUGCCAGGGAGAAAAGCACGCAACAUUCUCCCAGGUGAAGUUCUACAAAGAUGGAAAAUUCCUUUAUUUCACUAACAUCAGCCAGCCUCUGUCUAUUGGAGCAGCAACAGUGAACAGCAGUGGGAAAUACUACUACAGUGGGGAGGUGAUAUUUCUCCCAUACAGUUUCUUACAAACCUCAGAGGCUGCCAUGGUUCAAGUUCAAGAGCUGUUCCCGCCUCCUGUGCUGAGCACUAGCCCCUCUCCAGAGCCCCAUGACGGGAGCCUGUUGAGCCUGAGAUGUCAGACGGAGCUGCAUCCCUAGAAGUCAGCCUUGCAGCUCCUCUUUUCCUUCUACAAGGAGGGCCACACUGUGCAGCACACAGGCCGCCACGCAAAACUCUGCAUCCCGGGAGUCAAGGAGGGAGACUCUGGGGUUUACUGAUGCAAAGUGGCCCUUGAGGGUAGCCAAGUCCAGAAACAGAGCCCCUCACUGGAAAUCAAGGUACAGGCUCCUGUGUCCUGUCCUCUCCUCACUCUGCAACAUGGAGCCACUAGCCCUGCUGUGCAGGACGUGAUAGAGCUGCUCUGUGAGGCCCAGAGGGGCUCCCCUCCAAUCCUCUACUUGUUCUACCUUGACAGGGAGAUCCUGAGGGACCACUCAGUCCUCCAUGGCGGAGCUGCCUCCCUCCGCUUCCCAGUGAAGUCAGAGCAAGAUCCUGGGAACUACUCAUGCAAGGCCAAGAACAGUGUCUCCAGAGAGAAGAGUGAGCCCUGGAAGCUUUCCAUGCAUGGUUCUCAAGUCAUGUCCACCCCCACCAGCAGCAACUGGCUGGUUGCUGGGCUACCUGGGAGGCUGUUUGGUACGAUGGUCAUUGCUGUGGCCCUUCUGGCAUAUUUCAGACCCUGGAGAAAAGCUGGGCCCCCUCCAGCCCAGAAUCUGCCCCCAGCUCCAAGUGGAGAGCAGUGCCCACUGGAUGGCAAUGUACUCCAGGAAGAGAAAGACGAAGAUAUUACCUACUCUGUGGUGCAGACAAUCUCAACAAGGAGCAAGGCAAACACUACUGCUAUCAUCAUUGCCACCAUAUUUACCACCAGUGACACCAUUAUGACCACCAUCUCCUCUCUCACUGCCAUCAUUAUCAACACCAUCACCACGGUCAUCGUGAACAUCACCACCACCUUUGCCAUCGUCACAAGUGCUACCGUGACCAGCACCAUUUCCUUCUUCGCUCUCAUCCCACCACCACCGCCACCACCCCCAUACCCACCACCUUCACACCAUCAUGCCAGACCUGUUGCGUUCGCCUCAGAGGAAAAGGAUGCUUUUGCCGUCUAUGCAGAGGUGAGAUGCCCACAGCUCAGUGAGAUGCCCUGCAAGGACUUGAAUCUAAGAAGCAGGGCCUCCCAAAAUCCUCUUGGUGACUCCAAGGACAUCUUCUACUAG
Molecule: messenger RNA, 1497 nt
Organism: Heterocephalus glaber (naked mole-rat)
Lineage: Eukaryota; Metazoa; Chordata; Mammalia; Rodentia; Bathyergidae
Source: RefSeq, a predicted model, not a curated record